Branchiostoma belcheri (Belcher's lancelet) is the source of this 1293-nucleotide messenger RNA. Its product is annotated as hydroxyacid oxidase 1-like. Lineage: Eukaryota; Metazoa; Chordata; Leptocardii; Amphioxiformes; Branchiostomatidae. Gene Ontology annotation, molecular function: oxidoreductase activity; FMN binding. The transcript is spliced from 8 exons. The coding region runs from base 160 to 1293 and encodes 377 amino acids. The record is from RefSeq and is a predicted model, not a curated record.
CCAGCAAUAUGCAAUGGGUAACCUAUUGUUGACUUUCGGGGUCAUCCAAAUAGAGGGCACCGUACAAGAGAGAAGAAACACCACCGGCACAACCUGCCACAAACCCCUGUUGAGUUUAGACUUGCUCAGUCUGCUGUAUCCUUAACAAAAAAAUAUAAGAUGGCGGAAGGGCUGCGUUCUGAGCUAACACGUGUCUUGGACUUUGAGAAAGAAGCACGCAAAAAACUUUCUGACUUCGCCUGGCAUUUCUUCAGCAGAAGGAGGGACGCAGGACAGACAUAUCAGGACAAUUUGGACGCUUUCAAACGAUACCGUCUCAUCCCUUGUAACCUUCGUGACGUGUCCAUCCGGGACACCACAGUAACCGUUCUGGGUACGAGGUUAGAUUUCCCGAUAGCCAUUGCGCCAACAGCCAUGCAGCGAUUGGCUCAUCCUGACGCGGAGUUGGCAACCGCCAAGGGCGCCGCUGCCAUGAACACAGGGAUGGUGCUGAGCUCCUGGGCUAACCUCUCCCUGGAAGAGGUUGCUGAAGCGACCCCUCGCGGAGUCCGCUGGUUUUACCUGCUGUUCUUCAAAGACCGCCGCCUCACGAGGCACAUGUUAGAUAGAGCGCAGCGGGCGGGUUACACCGCGGUGGUUCUGACCGUCGAUCAGCCGAGCUUCUCCUUUUCCCGGCACGAGAAGCCAAAUCUACCGCCUGUUCCCGUAAGGUAUCCUAAUGCCUACUAUGCGGGAGAUCCCGUCGGCUUGGUGGGGACAGUCGAGGUCGAAGAACACCUGAGAGCGACGGUUAAAGUGCCCGGGACGUGGGAAGACGUGGAGUGGGUCAGGAAGAACACUGAACUACCUGUCGUCCUGAAGGGCAUUCUCUCGGUUGAAGACGCCAAGACGGCUGUCCAGUUAGGGGUAGACGCCGUCUAUGUGUCUAACCACGGCGGGAGGCAAAUGGAUGGUUUACCCGCCACAAUUGACGUUCUACCGGACAUCGUCCGUGCGGUUGGCGGUAAGGCGGAGGUUUACCUGGACGGAGGGAUCAGGACUGGGACGGACGUGCUGAAGGCCUUGGCGCUGGGAGCCAGGUGUGUGUUCAUCGGCAGGCCCGUACUCUGGGGGCUGGCACACAACGGUGCAGAAGGAGUCCAACAGGUUCUACAAAUUCUGAAAGAUGAACUCAGUGUGGCUAUGGCCAGGGCAGGCUGUGCCAAGAUAUCCGACAUCCAGCCAUCUCUUGUCGUGCACCAGUCGUAUUACGGCAUAACAACCCGCAAAGCAGUACCGAUGUCUAAAUAUUGA